Messenger RNA from Anopheles gambiae (African malaria mosquito), 3609 nucleotides. RefSeq lists its product as uncharacterized. Lineage: Eukaryota; Metazoa; Arthropoda; Insecta; Diptera; Culicidae. The record is from RefSeq and is a predicted model, not a curated record. Bases 870 to 2789 code for a protein of 639 amino acids. The transcript is spliced from 2 exons.
AGCGCCUAGAGGUAUGCAGAAAGGUAAUAGCAUACAAGUAGCCAUAAUUUUAGUCCAUAACGAUUAGAGUUAGUUAGUGUUAGUGAGAACGUGUAUCGAUCUGAUGAAAUAAAUGUUAGAGUCUAAGUUGAACCACGGUCGAGAACACAUCGGUUUCUUUUGAUUGAGCUAUUGAACAUUUGGUCCUUCGAAUAAAAGGGAGUAAGCGAGUUGUAAAAAUCGCAAUAGAAUUCGGGACACUUAGAUUCUCAUCACAAGAUCGCUGCGAUUGUAUCGUUUUUUUUGCUUGUGCUGAAUCCACGAGAUUGUUUGUGAGUGGAAGAGUGUAGGCGUACGAUUUGCCGGUGCAUGCCUUUAUGUGCGUGUUUUUUUUUUACGUGAGUGCACAUGAAGGGGCAUAGAGUUUGGUGACUAUUGUUACACUUUUCCGGGAGUCGGCGGCUUAGAGUGCAGAAGUAAGCGAACGAUAACAGUGCGUAAGCGUAAUUUUGUGCGUGUACCGUUUUUUUCUUAGCUUUAGCAAUCGUGCUAGCGAUUUGUGCGUGUGCGUUAGUUCGGCCAUAGCGUGGGUCCGAUUUACAGAGGUGCGCGUAACUAUAGGUGACGUAAAAUUGUUUUUUUGUUGAUUGCUAGAAAACUACACACAUUUGUGUUGGACCUGCUCCUGAGUUGGGAUGAGAAGUGUAUUUCGGCCAAUUCGCGGGUCCGAAUGCUAGGAGUGGUAAAAUCGUGUGAAAAUUAGAACAAGUUUAGCGUCGGAAAGAUCGUUGCUAGGACAAUCAGUUUGCGGUUAUUGUGUUUCGGCCAUCGUGACCAAGUUGGCGUCAGUGUUCGCCAUCGCAAUUUGAGGAGUGUCAUUGAACUUUAAAAUGCCGAAAGCAUCGAAAGAAGCAGAAAAAAUGGUGCCGUGGAUAAGAAUUUACCAAGAUCGAUUGGCAGGUCUAGAGCAAUUUGAAGAAUUUAUGGAUAAUUAUGUGGAUGCACAACGUGGUGAAUUAAGUAGUCAGCUUUUGUCCUUGGAAGAGGCAAAAAAGACUUUUGAAAGUGUGCGGGAAAAGUUGUUAUUGGAGUAUGAUGAGUGUGAUGAGGUACAGUUAAGAAGUGAGAGGAAGGAGUUUCAAAGAAAGUAUCACAAAGUGAAAGGUUUUCUGUUAGAAAAACAAGGACGAGAUGAAAGUGUACGACCGAUCGCGAACAGUACUAUGACGAACACAAUAUUUUCGAGUUCACAAGUGCGUUUACCGAAAAUAGAGCUUCCUACGUUUAGUGGUGAUAUUACGCAAUGGAUGAGUUUUAAGGAUCGUUUCGAAUCGAUGGUGCACGAGGUAGUGGAGUUGUCUGAAGUUAUGAAGCUGCAAUAUUUACUGGCGUCGCUGAGAGGAGAUGUAGCUCGACAAUUUGAACAUGUUCAACUUGUGGGGGAGAACUAUUCGAGUACAUGGAAGGCGCUUUUGAAGCGUUUCGAUGAUGAAAAGAAGCUGAAGCGCGAGUAUUUUAAGGCGCUCAUGGAUCUUCAACCAAUGGCAGCAGCAACACCCGAAGAGUUGACUCGAAUCGUGAAUGAAUCUCGACGGUUGGUGCGGGGAAUGGAACGACUAAAGGAGCCAGUAUCAAAAUGGGCUACACCUUUAACAAGUCUGGUAAGAUGCAAAAUUCAUCAGGAUACGUUAAUGGCAUACGAAAUCUUUGCAGCUGACACGGAAGACAAUUUUGAUGACCUGAUGGAAUUCUGUGAAAAGAGGAUAAAGAUUUUGAACAACACCGUUACCGAUGGGACAAACAGAAUAUCUACAAAAGCAGCUAAUGAACCCAUUUCAAGUCGUGCAGAGAACAACGGGCAGAGAAAGAAGGGAACGAAACCGAACGCAACUUUAGUAUGUGCGAGCCAAGCACACAAAGCCGUUACAAAAUGUUGCAUUGUAUGCCAGGGUGAUCAUCCAGUAGCAAGGUGUCCAUCAUUUGAGCGGCUCUCAGGAAUAGAACGCCAGGAAGUAGUCAAAAAGAAUGCACUAUGUUUCAAUUGCUUGACCAAAAAUCAUCGAUCUAUUUUCUGCCGUUCAUCAACAAGAUGUGAGAAGUGCAAGGGACGUCAUCAUAUGUUAUUAUGUAAUCGUAUUGCCUUUCCAACCCCACCAAGUCGAGAAGAAACUAUAAACGCUACAACGCAUGUAAAAGCUGCCAAGGAGCAGAUGGUCUGGUUGUCGACAGCACGAGUUUUAGUGUGCAAUGAACAUGGCGAGGAGAUGAUUGCUAGAGCAUUAUUAGAUCAAGGUUCCCAGUCAAAUUUUAUCAGUGAGCAAUUAGUGCAGCAGUUGAGACUGAGAAAACGACGACUUGCAAGACCAUUAUCGGGAAUCGCAGCAGUAGAAGUAAGGGCUGUAUCCGUUGUGACAGCAAUCGUCAAGUCACGUGUAGCUGAGUUUGCCGCAACGCUUGAUUGUUUGGUACUACCAAAGGUGACAUCGGAUUUUCCUUUUCGCACGAAAAACACGGAAAGGUGGAAUAUGCCGGUAGGAGUAACGUUAGCAGAUCCAGCAUUUUUCCGUAGUGAUAAGAUUGAUAUGCUGAUUGGAGGAGAGCUGUUUGCUGAGCUGUUACAACAAGGGCAGUUACGUAUUGCCCCACAUUUGCCUAAGUUACUGGAGACGAGCUUUGGUUGGAUAGUCAGCGGUAAAGAAGAGAAUCAGCAUGAUACCAGUAUGAGCAACCAGAUGGCAUGUUCCUGCAUCAAUGAAGAAGAAGACUUGAGCAGCUUGUUGGAGAAACUGGUUCAAAUAUGCAACAUUUAGCGGAAGUAGACGUAAAAAACAUCCCCGAGAACCGCUUGAACCAUUGGAGACACGUUCAACAUCGACUACAGCAUUUUUGGAAGCGUUGGCAUGUGGAAUAUCUUCAACAGCUGCAGACUAGACCCAAAUGGAGAGGCCCAGUACGACUGAUCGGUCCUGGAAUGAUGGUAAUCGUACGAGAAGAUAAUGUGCCACCGCUAAAAUGGCCAUUAGCGAGAAUAAUCGAUGUACACCCAGGACCAGACGGCACCGUAAGAGUAGUCACGUUGCGUACACCACAAGCAAAAGAACUAAAGAGGCCAGUUAGUAGAGUUUGCGUACUACCAUUGGAAGACAAUGAACUUUAUACGAUGAAAGGAAACACAUGAACUGAGGCGACAAUCUCGUGUGACAGUUUUUUUUGUCGAGUUAAACAUUUGGUUAGUUUUUGUCGAGUUAAACAUUUGGUUAGUUUUUUGUCGAGUUAAGGUUUUUUUCCUAUAAUCUACGAAAGUGAGGAGCAUAAUCUAUUAUAAAAUAUUAUCUAUUGUAUUAUAUGAAGUAUUAUGAAUUCUGAAGCAUGUUGCAUGAAAUCGAAUGUGGCUCAUAAAUAGCACAGUUUUUUUGAUCAUAGAAGUGAAGUACUUAAGGGAUUGAAUUAUGUUGACGUGAAUUGUAAAAUUUUCAAUUUUGGUGGUCGGGAAAUGUUAGCGCCUAGAGGUAUGCAGAAAGGUAAUAGCAUACAAGUAGCCAUAAUUUUAGUCCAUAACGAUUAGAGUUAGUUAGUGUUAGUGAGAACGUGUAUCGAUCUGAUGAAAUAAAUGUUAGAGUCUAAGUUGAA